AAAUUAAUCCGUUUUCCACCGCGGGGGCGAGAUUUCAGUUUGCCAAGCCAGAAACCGCGUCCUCCCUUAUAAACGCGCACGACGCGUACGCACACGGCACACUACCAUCCCGCACCGCACGACAGACAGCACGAGGAAGGCGAGCCAACCACCACCGCCGCGAGACUAGCACCACGAGCGAGCUCGGCCGAUUCCGAUUCCGUCUGCGCUAUUAAGGUUUGUUUGGAGGAAGGGGAGGAGGUUCGGAGGUGGAGCUGAGAGAGAGACCGGAGAUGGCGGCUUCCGCGAGGCAGGGGGAGAGGGCGACCAGCUUCGCCAUGGCCUGCAGCCUGCUCAGCCGCUACGUCCGCCAGAACGGCGCCGCCGCGGCCGAGCUCGGCCUCGGAAUCAACAAGGGUGAGGCCGAGGCUCACAGGACGGCGGACACCAAGAGCCCUUUGCCUGGGGCGGAGGGCGAGGAGGCCGGCAGGAAGAAGGAGACCAUGGAGCUCUUCCCGCAGAGCGCCGGCCUGCAGGACGCCGCCGCCCCUGACGCUACUAGGGAGGAAGACAAGAGCCAGCUGACCAUCUUCUAUGGUGGGAAGGUGCUCGUGUUCAACGAUUUCCCAGCCGACAAGGCCAAGGGCCUGAUGCAGUUGGCUGGCAAGGGCAGCCCGGUUGCUCAGAACGUCUCUGCGACCACAACUGCUGCAGACACCGCCAAGGUCCAGACGGCCGUGCUGGCCCCGGCAAGUAGUUUGCCUAGUGAUCCGGUUGUUGCUCCUAAGUCUGCUCGUCCGAAUGCUUCUGAUCUGCCAAUUGCUAGAAAGGCGUCACUUCACCGAUUCCUUGAGAAGAGAAAGGAUCGUCUGCAUGCAAAGGCACCAUAUCAAGCUUCUCCUUCUGAUGCAACACCAGUCAAGAAGGAGUUUGAGAACCAGCCAUGGCUUGGACUGGGGCCGAAUGCCGCCCUGAAGCCAAACCAAUAAGGCGGCAUGACAGGAGCCUUAUGCCCUUACCA
This is a messenger RNA of Triticum aestivum (bread wheat), 1000 nucleotides long. Its product is annotated as protein TIFY 10b. Gene Ontology annotation, biological process: regulation of defense response; regulation of jasmonic acid mediated signaling pathway; response to wounding. Bases 273 to 968 code for a protein of 231 amino acids. NCBI's taxonomy places the organism in Eukaryota, Viridiplantae, Streptophyta, Magnoliopsida, Poales, Poaceae. The transcript has 5 exons. Gene Ontology annotation, cellular component: nucleus. The record is from RefSeq and is a predicted model, not a curated record.